AUGAUAGUGUUAAAGCAUGGUGGAAGGCAAAAGUCGGGAAGAACGGGUCCUAGCGAACUUUCGUCAUCAUCAGAUAUAAUCAAGUGCAAAGUUAUUGGAUCAGAAACUUCAUCUCCAACCGUCUCUAUGCGUUCGGAGUUUCUAUGCUCAUUUGAAAAAAAAUAG
Messenger RNA from Thelazia callipaeda (thelaziosis nematode), 165 nucleotides. The record is from the annotation of a GenBank genome assembly. Lineage: Eukaryota; Metazoa; Nematoda; Chromadorea; Rhabditida; Thelaziidae.